CCCGUGUUUCCCCGGCCCCCCGCACCCAUGGGUCUCAGUUUCCCCACUGGCCCCAACUCCUCUAAUUUGAGGCUCCCCACACUGACCCACCCCGGCUCCUUGGGCCCUGCAGAGUCCUGCCUUGGGCCGAUAGGAAAAGACUGACAAUAUGGCAACUGCCCAGAUGCAGAGAAAUUCUAUGAGUGCAGUAACAUUUCCUAAUAAAAUAUGUACUGAACAGCAGUCUUUGAUAUUGGUGAAGAGACUCCUAGCAGUAUCAGUAUCCUGCAUUACUUACCUAAGAGGAAUUUUUCCAGAAUGUGCCUAUGGAACAAGAUAUCUAGAUGACCUCUGUGUCAAAAUUUUGAGGGAAGACAAGAACUGUCCUGGGUCCACUCAGUUGGUGAAAUGGAUGUUAGGAUGCUAUGAUGCUUUGCAGAAAAAAUAUCUAAGAAUGGUUGUCCUAGCAGUCUACACCCAUGCAGAAGACCCUCAGACAGUUACAGAAUGUUAUCAGUUCAAAUUCAAAUACACCAACAAUGGGCCGGUAAUGGAUUUCUCCAGUAAGAAUAAAGGAAAUGAUUCCAACAUCACAUGUACAGACACCAAGAAAGCAAGUAUCCUCCUCAUUCGUAAGAUUUAUGUUCUGAUGCAGAAUCUGGGCCCUUUACCUAAUGAUAUCUGCUUGACUAUGAAGCUUUUUUAUUAUGAUGAAGUUACACCACCUGAUUACCAGCCUCCUGGUUUUAAAGAGGGUGAUUGUGACACAAUGAUAUUUGAGGGAGAGCCUAUUUACCUAAAUGUGGGUGAGGUGCCAACCCCUUUUCAUAUGCUGAAAGUUAAAGUGACAACCGAGAAAGAACGAAUGGAAAAUAUUGAUAAAAACAUGCUAAAGCAAGGAGACUCUAAGGUGCCUACGCAAUUAAUCAGACUAGACAAAGAUGAUCCAGAAGAACAGGACCAGCAAAUAAAUGAAGAUUUUGUCGCAGAUAAUAAAAUGGAAGUUAAGAAAAAUGCAAAUGCAUCUGUAAAAGCUGGAGAAUUAAGUUUAACUUGUGAAGAAAAUGAACUUACGAGGUCUGAAGAAAGCCAGAAUAAACCUGUUUCUAAUUCUCAGGUUGAUCAGUUAGCAGUUAAGACAUCUGAACUUGAUGUGUCAGAGGGCAGGACAAGAAGUGGAAAAAUAUUUCAUAGCAACACAGUUGGUGAAAAUCAGGCUCAGGAACAUUGCAAAAAUCGUUUAGUAGCUAACUGUUCUAAAGAAACCCAGAAGAGAACUUGGUCUGAGUCUGAAAAGCUUGUUCAUCAGUAUGAACUCUCCUCUAGUCAAGAUGCAGUGCCAAAAAGGAGAAAAAUUAGUGAACCAAAGGAGAGGUUUUAGAUAUCACUUCCCUGCUGUUUACGUGUAGAAUUCUGCUCAAUAUAGCUUUCAUUUGGUGUUUAAUAUGAGUAUUGCUAAUAUUAGAGAUAAUUUAAGGUUCUUUUUUUGUUUUUAUAUGCAGUCAAACACAGAAUUUAUAUACAGGAAAAAUUCUGUCAAGAGAGGCCCCAAUUUUUGCAAAUUGAAAGUUAUUUUUUAAAGGGGGUUGUAUUCCAGUCUAGAAGGAUAGACAGGGCAUAACCAUUCAUCUGGUCUGAGAAAAACUUUUUAAGCAAGAAGAUUUUUAGCGCAGGCCUUCAAUAAUACCUUUUCUUUAGAGAUUUUGCUGAAAUCCUAUUGGUGGUAUAAUGUAUACUCUUAAAAGUGAAACUAUGCAAAGUUUCCACUGGUGUCUUUUCCUGGACCAUACUCAGAGGCUUAAGAAUUUUUUGUUCAGAACAUGCCUUAUGGACUGAACAUGAAAACUAAAAUCUCAACCGGAAUUUUGAGUUUUGGUAGAAUACGUCAGGAAACUUGGUUAAGAAAAUUGUGUAGUCAUUUUAUAAUAAUACUAUAGCUUCUCUUUAUUAUCUCUAAGAAGCAAACUUCAGGUGGCCUGAUUGUGUUCAUUUCUCCCAUUGGUAUCUUAUCCAAGCUUGAAAAAGAACACCAUUCACCUCUUUAGUUCCUAAUUUUGAACUGAAAUGUAGGAAUCUAUAUGCAGCUCUGAUGCCAGAUAUAUAUAACAGCUAAGUGUUAUCAUAUUGUGUGUGCUAAGCAGCUGUGCCAAGUACAGUAUUACUAAUUAUAACAGGCUAUAACUAAAUAUCUGAAAUAUAGACAGCUCAGCUUUUAUGUAUGUGAAAUGAUUAAUUGCAGCUGUCAGAAACAGUGCCAUUGUAUGUUUUUUUCAAAAAAUAAUUUUGGUUUGCUCUUUAUAACUUUAAAUUCACUGGAGUAAUGCUCUUUAUAAAUACAGGUAACAACUACUGCUGUAUUUAGAUUAGAUGUGAAUAGCUAAACAUUCCUGUCCUUGAAUUUUAACUUUUAAACUAAGAAUAUCUUAGUAUCCUACUUCCUAAUUAAAACAAUGUUACUUAAUAAUUUGUGACUGUAUAUUUUUAAAAUAUAAUGAUCCAUACAUUUGAUUUGAGUAGAUGAUUGACUUUUUAAUGAAAAGUUCAUAAAGGCUGAGGACUUUCACUUGGUGUGUCUUGCUUGUUUUAGAGUCUGCCGGUUUUAGAGCCCAAAUAAAAUAUUUACUGUUGAAGAAAAAUUG
This is a messenger RNA of Chelonia mydas (Green sea turtle), 2618 nucleotides long. RefSeq names its product HORMA domain containing 1 (gene HORMAD1). NCBI's taxonomy places the organism in Eukaryota, Metazoa, Chordata, Testudines, Cheloniidae. The transcript has 15 exons. The record is from RefSeq and is a predicted model, not a curated record. Bases 149 to 1360 code for a protein of 403 amino acids.